AUGGCCGAACAAGAGAAUGGAGUGCCAAAUGGCACUAACGAGCAUACGCCAACUACUCCGAAGCCAAAGCACACGAGUCUGGCAUUGACCGAAUAUACGGCGAACCCUUCUCCGCCCUCUCAGACUCCACUGGAACAGCCGCGGCAUCCUGCAGUUCCUGAGCACCUUCUGCUUCCCAAUGGACACCCCGACGUAAGUAUUGCAAUACCGUAACAAAAGAUUGCCGUAAUACAUUGCUGCAUUGGAACUUCGCACAGGACAAACCCAACAGGGGAGUGGACAACCGACUCCGCUGCAACGAGUUUGUGCUCAAUUGGGAACGAUUAGCUGACAGUUCUCUAGUACAUACGCCUGAUCACAACCGCAAAAGUCUACGAUGUCGUGGAGCAGACCCCCCUUACACAUGCUGUCAACAUCAGCAAUCGAUUAGAGAGCGCCGUCUACCUCAAGCGGGAGGAUCUCUUGCCUGUGUUUUCCUUCAAGCUUCGCGGUGCAUACAACAAGAUGGCCCAUCUCAGCCCUGAGGAGAGGUGGAAAGGUGUCAUUGCGUGUUCAGCUGGCAACCACGCUCAAGGGGUAGCAUUCUCUGCUCGGAAAUUGCGCAUGCCUGCGACCAUCUGCAUGCCAACUGGUACACCGGCCAUAAAACACCAGAACGUGUCAAGGCUGGGUGGCAAUGUUGUACUUCAUGGGGCCGACUUUGACGAGGCCAAAGCAGAAUGUAGUCGGAGGUCUGAAGCAAAUGGCCUCACCAUCAUCCCUCCUUUCGACGAUCCGUAUGUCAUUGCUGGUCAAGGCACUAUUGGAGCUGAGAUUCUUCGGCAAGCAGACCUGAGCAAGCUGGAAGCCAUCUUCUGCUGCGUGGGUGGAGGUGGCCUCAUUGCCGGCACUGGAGUUUACCUGAAGCGUUUUGCACCCCAUGUGAAGAUCAUUGGCGUGGAAACAUACGACGCGAAUGCGCUGAUCCAGUCGUUGAAACUAGGCAAACGGGUCACUUUGCCUGAAGUCGGACUGUUUGCAGAUGGAGCUGCUGUCAAGACCGUGGGCGAGGAGACUUUCCGCAUCUGCUCGGAAGUCGUAGAUGAGGUCAUUCAGGUCGACACAGAUGACAUCUGUGCUGCCAUUAAGGAUGUUUUUGAAGACACGAGAUCUAUCUUGGAGCCCGCAGGAGCGCUUUCACUGGCAGGUCUGAAGAAAUACGUUGCCGCAAAUCCAUCACAAGACACAAGGCGGCAAUUGGUCGCCAUUGCCAGUGGAGCUAACAUGAACUUCGAUCGUCUCAGAUUCGUUGCUGAACGCGCAGCUAUUGGUGAGAAGAAGGAGGCCCUGUUGGCAGUGACCAUUCCGGAACAGCCUGGUGCUUUCGCCAAGCUGAUAGCGGCCGUCAACCCACUGGUCGUCACCGAAUUCUGUUACCGCUACGCUACAUCUACCGCUGCCAGUGUCAUCAUUGGAAUUCAGGUAUCAGCUACCACUCGAGGUCGCGAUGUCACGGACCUUUUGCAACGCUUGGAGCAAGAAGGCAUGGCCGCUCGCGACGUCUCCGGAGACGAACUGGCGAAGACGCAUAUUCGGUACCUGGUCGGAGGUCGAAGCAAUGCUGAGAAUGAGAGACUUUUCGCGUUCGAAUUUCCUGAGCGUCAAGGUGCACUGCACAAGUUCCUCACGACCUUGCAGCCCGGCUUCAACAUCUCACUCUUCCACUAUCGGAACUACGGAGGGGAUAUUGGAAAGAUUCUGGCUGGCAUUCAAUGCCCGCCAGAUGAGGAGGCCGGUCUCGAGCAAUUCCUGAAAGAUAUUGGGUAUGGCCACACAGAAGAGACGGAGAAUGAGACGUAUAAGAUGUUCAUGCGUGGUUGA
Molecule: messenger RNA, 1860 nt
Organism: Lecanosticta acicola
Lineage: Eukaryota; Fungi; Ascomycota; Dothideomycetes; Mycosphaerellales; Mycosphaerellaceae
Source: the annotation of a GenBank genome assembly